AUGUCUGCCGAUACAGCAACUCAACCCAUCAAUACAGCAAACGCUGGUAAAGAUGCUGAUCCCAUACCUUUAACCAAGGUUGAUUCUGCAGUUCAAGGAUUAUCGAGUAGUCCUACUGAUGAGAAGAAAACCAUGGGUCAUCGGAGAACAAGUUCAAGUGCUCCUGGUGUGUGGAAUAUUAAUGACUUGGAGAAAGAGGGAAAGGAACUAGAGAUUGCGAAAGAAACUCAAAAGCUGAACUGGCGUAUAAAUAAAUCACCAAUGACUCUUGAGGAUCCGGAAAAGGGUUUCCUCAAGAAAUCUCUCACUACACCACCCGUCAAGAAGAUUGAUUUACAUUUCCCACUGGGAUUGGAGGUCACUGCGAGAAAUAUGAAGGGUGUUACAAUUAAGGAUGCAGUAGAUGCUAUUUACAAACAAUUCCGUAAGAAGGCCGAUGAUGAACUAGAAACUCCCGUCCUCGCAGGAUUUGAAUGGGAUAAAGAUGAAUCGUGGACUCGGCUCAUCGUACACUGCAAGAAAGAAGGAGCACCACAACCCAAGAAGAAGAGUAAGAAGGCCGGUAAAGAAGGAGAAGAAUUGUAGUUUCCCCACACUACACUUCCCUAACUACACCUCCCUUUCUGCACUACUCGUAGACUACACUUGUUGUUCGAAUAGAGCAUUGAUGGCGUGCGUGAUUAUGGAUGGAUUUUGCUUUGCUUUGCUUGCUUGCUAUCUAGGGAAUUGAUGAAUUUUUUGCUUGGGAUAUGGAUGGAUGGAUGGAUGGAUGGAUGGAUGGCUUCGGAUAUGGUAUUAGGUGGUUACCAUGAUAUUCUUCUCUCUCUCGCCAAUCAUGGCUUUACAAUACAUUGACGUGAUAUUUAUUGAGCUAGCUGGCAUGCUAUGCUAUCAUGAGAUGAUCAGAGUCUGGAAGAUGUUGACUGGCUGGUAGAUUUGUAUACUAGUUAGGAAUUCAAUACUUUGACUCCUGUUUCUUUCUUUUUUUUGUGUGUGUUUUUGAGGAUGAGUUGAUCCUUGGUGUAUGAAUUGAAUUGAAUUGAAAUGUGAUAUCCAGCUGGAGUCCAGUAUGUAUUGAUGUGUACACUUACCUAGUAUUUCUCUUUAAUUCCAGAGGUUGUUGGAGGGAGAAUUUUGCUUGGUGGUGUGGGGUAAGCAAGUGAAUGAUUAGCGGGUAAGGGAAUUGAGAAUUGUGGUUUAUUAGCCGAUUGAUCGUUGUUUGAAUCUGAUAGGGUUGGGAUUUAUUAUAUAUUUGGGAUUAAAUUUGUUUAUUACGAAUUUGAAUUCUUGAGUGAUUUGUGGGUGAUUUUGAGUGAUUUGUAAGUGAUUUGUUUGUUAUUUAGGGGGUUGUUUUUUAUAGAUUGGGUUGGAAUGAGUUGGGU
Molecule: messenger RNA, 1382 nt
Organism: Botrytis deweyae
Lineage: Eukaryota; Fungi; Ascomycota; Leotiomycetes; Helotiales; Sclerotiniaceae
Exons: 4
Coding region: 1-585 (194 amino acids)
Source: RefSeq, a predicted model, not a curated record